UGCCGUGCCAGCGCCUGUGCUUUCUUCCUCAUUUCACUAGACCGCUACCCAUGCCAUCUCUCUCUAUAGCAAAUCUUUGCUAACUUUCAGGACGUGGUAGCGGCCAGUUUGAUAGGCUAACAGAGUCCGACUCAACGACACCUUGAGCUUCUUCACCCUCACAACCAAUACAAUCCUCUCGAUACCGAAUACACGUACGUGUAUACAUUCACAGUACUUACACAAUGAGUGUGAGAGUGGUCUCCAGGAUAAGACCGCUGCUGGAAAAGGAGCGCGAAUGUGACAUUAUCGUUCGAGCCGAUACCGCGGAUACUGGCAAGCCAAACACGGUCGUCAAGAUUCCCAACCCCAAGAACGAGGCUGAGGAGUUCUCAUUCGCGUUCAAUGGCGUGUACGACCGAUCUACCACUCAAGAGGAAUUGUUUACUGCUGAAGGUGCGAUCUCACAAGCUAGCGCGUUUUGUUUCAUCUUGUUUUCGUUCACUACCUCUCGUUCCUGCUCAUAUCGUAUCGUGUGUUGACUCGAAUAGUGGCGCCGCACGUCAAGUCUCUCUUCCAGGGAUUCGAUGUCACAAUAUUCGCCUAUGGUGUCACCGGUACCGGUAAAACACACACGAUGCGAGGCGGUAUGAAGCUGGCAGACCGUGGGGUGAUUCCUCGGAUGCUCAGCAACGUCUUUCGAAGAGGCAAGAAGAUCAUGAAGGAUUCUCGCGGUGAGACGGAUGUCCAGGUUUUGCUGUCCUACUAUGAGAUCUAUAACGACAAGGUCUUUGAUCUCCUCGAGCCACCCGAGAAGCGAACGCCAACCGGUCUACCACUACGAGCUGAGGCCAAUGGCAAGACCAUCGUUGUCGGUCUGUCAGAAAGAGCUUGCGAAGACCUCAAGGACUUUGAGAAGCUGUAUAUUGAAGCCAACAACAACCGUGUCACGGCAGCUACCAAGCUCAACGCUCACAGUAGCCGCAGCCAUGCUAUUCUGCGAGUCAAGCUGAUCCAAACGACUCCAGAGAUGGUCAGGGAGAGCACAGCAUCCGCCAUCGACUUGGCCGGAUCUGAGGACAACCGCCGAACCGACAAUGGAAAGGAGAGACUGGUGGAAUCUGCGGCCAUCAACAAGAGUCUCUUUGUACUGAGCCAGUGCAUCGAUGCUAUCGGCCGCGGUGACAAGAGGAUACCCUACCGGGAGUCCAAGAUGACACGGAUUCUAUCACUGGGUCAGAACAAUGGAAUCACUGUCAUGAUAUUGAAUCUGUCCCCUCUGCGAAGUUAUCACCUCGACACCCUCAGCAGUCUCAACGUCAGCUCUCGAGCCAAGAGGAUUGAGGUUAGGGAGAUUGAGAACGAGAUUGUGUACAAGCAAGUUCCUAGGGCAAACUCGGGUCUCACAGGUUCCAAUGUCCAGCGUCAGCCUCUUCGGCCACUUGCCAAUCUCACCAACGUGCACAAUGGUAAUGUUGCUGCCAAGGCCGCUGACAAGGCUGCCGACGCCAAUAAGCCCGUCAAAGCCUUCAGCGUCUACACUGACAAGUCCAAACCAGCAGCACCUGUCAGCCGUCCCCUGGUGAGCUCCAAUAUUGCUCGUCGAGUCAAUCAAGUCAAGCGGCCGUCUGAAAAUGAUGCCGCUAUGAGACCUAGUAAGAUCUCGAGACCUACAGCUCCAGCAUCUGUUACCGUUUCCGCUGCCCAAAUUGAGGCCAUGGUUGAGAAAAAGGUCAGCGAGAUCCUUGCUGCUCGAGUUGCAGCUGAAAGGGAAUCUCAGCCACCACCAACAGUCCAACCUGAAAUCAGUGAUGCUGUGCAAAGGCGAUUGGAAGCUCUCGAGCGGCGAAUUGACAGCGAUGAAUGGCGAGAUGAUUCCAAGUCGGAUGGUUUGAGGUUCCUCCUGGCUGCUCGCCAACACAAGGAGCGCGGCGAGGAUGAGAUCGCGCUUAAGAUGUACGAGAAGGCUCUACCCUACUUUCCUGGACAAACAAAGCUGCUCAACAAAAUCGAGAGACUGCGAUCACGGUUGAACGGGAACGCUCCCGCUCCUUCUCCUCGCCGGGAAACUCCUCGUUCAGAGCGCAAGAAGCGAAGGCUCGUCUACGAUGAUGCGGACGGUGAUUAUGAGACUGCCGAGGCAGACGUUGAUGAGGAAGAGUUUGCUCACCGUGCCUUAAAAGCCAAGUCUCGAAAACUAAAGGUCAAGGCUCUUGCCACCAAGUCCAUUCUUUCGGGUGACGAUGAGGGUCCCGCAUCGCCUCGAACUCAGCAUCUCCUCGAUAUUGUCAACUCACGCGACCUCGAUCAGAUUCGAAGCCUAGUCGGCUUCGGUGCGAAGAAAGCACGUGACCUGGUUGACUAUCUCGAGCUCGUCAACGAUGACGAGGCUGGUGGCCGUAUCGACAGUCUUGCUCAGCUGAGGACUGUUCCUGGCAUGGGAAGCCGAACCGUGGAGAGAGCGUAUGACGGACUUGUUGUUUGAGCGUGGCGUAAGUUGCUUCACACCCGGAGAUGGGAUGGGCAUCCAAUGCUUUUGGUCUUAUAUCAUAGCCGUAUACCCCCCUGUUUUGUUCGAAGUUGAUGGAUGCAUUGGAAAGCGAGGGGAGUUCAUGGAGUUUGGGUGAGUUGAAUUUAUACAAAGGUUGCAUGGAAGGCAGUGGUAAAAGGCUGUCAUCUAGGUGUUUGUUUAUUCAUUAAUCGGGUUCCAGAUUGCACUACAUAUUGUGUUCAAGUAAUACUCAUUUACCUUAUACAGUAGGUAGUCCAUGUGUGUCGUUUGUCGUAGGGUUAAUGGAUUGUGAAAGGGGACCAUCAUGACUGAACCACACUUAAACACUACCCGCGAAGAAGGUAGGCUUAGUAUCGCCAACUACCCUGUAGGAGCUAUCACAUCUCAUUUGGUGGGCCGAACUUCAAAAGCUAUGGCGCAU
This is a messenger RNA of Fusarium verticillioides 7600, 2912 nucleotides long. Its product is annotated as kinesin family member 22. Lineage: Eukaryota; Fungi; Ascomycota; Sordariomycetes; Hypocreales; Nectriaceae. The coding region runs from base 617 to 2464 and encodes 615 amino acids. The record is from RefSeq and is a predicted model, not a curated record. Gene Ontology annotation, biological process: mitotic spindle organization; microtubule-based movement. Gene Ontology annotation, cellular component: kinesin complex; microtubule. The transcript has 2 exons. Gene Ontology annotation, molecular function: ATP hydrolysis activity; ATP binding; microtubule motor activity.